GCUCGCGGGGAUGAUUUAAAAAGCCGGACCCAUGGGUCUCCCAGCCUCAGUUUCAAUUCUUCCAGUGAUUCUUCCAGAAGACAGUCUCGUGCCAAAAACCAAAAAAAAUAGAAAAUGAUCUUUCCAGUGGUGCUCCUUUCUGUGACUUUCCUCGGACUUUUCUCCGCCUCCCAAGGAUCGGACGAGUCCUGCUACCUAUCGGAGGAACAGGAGGACGACUGCGCUGCCGUCUGCUAUCCGAUAGUCAAGCCAUUGCUGAGGUACUUUGAGAAGAUCAACGAGAAGGACUCCCAGAUAUUACAGUUGCAAAAGGAUAACUCGGAGCUGCACAAGAAGUUUGCGGACUCGCAGCAAAAGGAUCUGGAAAAAUAUGCCCACAUAUCCAAGUUGGAAACUGCCUAUUUGGAGUUGCAGAAGAGGCACUGGGAUGUGCAGGACAAGUUCCAACAGUUGCAGUCCAGGAUCCAGGAUGUUGAAAGUCUCAAAGCCCAAAUCAAAUUAUUGGAAGAGCAAAUUAGAGCCCUGAAUAAAACAAGUGAGCUGGCAGUAGUGAAAAACGGGGAGAUGUUGGCGAACCAACUUCGCGAAGAAAUUGAGAAGCUGCGGAGCCUGGGAAGGAGUGGAGAAAGGUCAAACCCUGAAGCUACCGCCCAGGCCAAAGGCCCAUCUCUUCCAGAUCAUUGUCCAGGAAGCCAAGAGGAAGAAAAGGUCAUCCAAAAAAUCCAAAUCGGAGGCGCAGACCCGUUCAAAGUGGUCUGUUACUCUGAUAAGAAGAGAGGAUCUGGUUGGAUAAUUGUUUAUAACAAAGUUCCCGGCUCAAAUAAAUUUAAUCGCCCGUUUGAGGAAUACGUAUCUGGAUUCGGGGAUGUCGGAACGGCGGAUGAGGAUGAGUUUUUCAUCGGACUCCAGCGAUUGCACCUUCUAACGAAUGGAGAGCCUUAUGAGGUGCAUUUAGAGUACAUAUAUUCCACUUCUAGAGACACACGAAGAUGCGACAACUUUGUCAUCGGCAAUCGAAGAAAAGGGUUUAUGGUGGAAAGUAUUGGCAAGUGUACGGGAUUUCAAUCGUAUGCUCUUAAACCGGGCAUAAAAUUUUCGACCUUUGAUCGAGAUGAGGAUGGAUUUUCUCCUGUUAAUAUUGCGAAGCUUAGGGGCUUUGGCUGGUGGCACACAAGAGACAAUUAUGCGUUUGGGUUUCCUGUUAAAAAAAUGAUGAUCCGAAGAAAGGCAUAAAAGAAACCAGCAGAACUGGGAAAUGGAAAUGGGAAAUGGACUUUGGAGGAUGAAAAGUGAUGGGAAAUAUCGAAAAUAAAUUAGCAUUAAAAAGGAACUUUUUUAAAAUUAAGCUUUAAGCUGAACUCUUAUUGUUAAAAAUGUUGGACUUCCGUUUUUUGUAAAAACUUCUUAAAAUAUGAAUUUGAAGAAACCCGCAACUUUUUUGGAACUUUCUGUGGAUCCUAUUUUCUGUAAACUGAUCUCGGACCACAACAGUAUAGCUAUUGGCUUCCCCUUGCAGACCUCCGGCGGCCAAGCACUUCCACAGCUCGAAUAAAUCAAAAGUCGAAACAAUUAAACAUUCUGCGAUUCGAUUCCCAGACUCCCUAAGCUCCGAAGCCCCCUAGCCCAAGCCCAACAACUGACUCA
Drosophila ananassae is the source of this 1644-nucleotide messenger RNA. RefSeq names its product fibrinogen-like protein 1. Bases 115 to 1233 code for a protein of 372 amino acids. NCBI's taxonomy places the organism in Eukaryota, Metazoa, Arthropoda, Insecta, Diptera, Drosophilidae. The transcript has 3 exons. The record is from RefSeq and is a predicted model, not a curated record.